AGAUUGUGAAGUGAUCAUCUAGAAAUCAAAAGAAUGACCUCUGGACCAGACCCUGGCGGCCGUUCUAGGUUUGCUAAACUCGGAAUGGUAAUAAACGAAGAACUGACCCAGGCCUGUAGAGAUGUCUUAGAAAUGGAGGUACCUCCUGGUCUUGUCCAGAACAAAGUGAAAGCAUCAUCAAUUUAUACGAAAAUACGCCCUGAACAAGAACUUUGUCUUAUAGGCGCCAAAACAAAUGGUUAUAAAGAAUUUGAUAUUACAUUGUUAUAUACAGUGAUAAGAAAUAUAUGUACAAAGAUUCCACGUCCAACAAAAGGUUGGGGUGGGAACACAAUGCCGUCAGUAGGAGAAACAACGAUAGGUGAUGAUAUUGAGAGGAUUAGGAUGAUAAGAAACUCUAUGUUUGGACACAUAAGCUCGGCGUCCACCUCACAGACAGAGUUUGAUGACACGUGGUCAGUCAUAACUGAUAUCUGCCAAAGACUGCAAACGUACACAAAGAAAGACUACGUGGCUGGACUGAAUAAUAUUCAAAGUCAGGCCCUAGAAGAGGAGUACGAAACAACAGUCAUAGAAAAACUCAGGGAAUAUUAUAAGAAUAACCAGUCUUUAAUGGUGAAGCUAUCUUCUGUGGAACAGGGUUUGCAAGAAUUGAAAAGAAAAUCCGAAGACAAAGAAAACACACUGGUAAAAGAAAUUCUCAACAACUGGCAAGAAGACGAUAUUGCCUUUAUUCCUACAAGAGCAUGUGAAGCGGUUCAAGAAAAGCUUAAAAGUCUUAACCUUAUCACAGUGGUUGGAAAUUCUGGUUCUGGAAAAUCUGCAAUAAUUCAACAUAUCGCACUCAAGUAUAAAGAGCAGGGAUGGAAUGUCAUACCGGUGGAAAAGGUGAAAGAAAUUAAAAAGAACUGUUCAACCAGAGUCUCAGAAAAUCGGAUUUUAUUUGUAUUUAAUGAUCCUUUAGGUAAGGAAUCGUUAGAUGAGAUUUUAUAUCAUUCAUGGAGGAGUUUAGAGAAAACACUGGAAAUUUGCUUGAAGAAAAAGAAAUUAUUGAUAUCAUGUAGAAGAUGCGUCUUUUAUGACAAGAGAGUCAAAGGUAAUUUAUUGGAUGAAUCCACUGCAGUAGAAAUUGACAGCGAAGAAAAUGGACUGACUGUUAAAGAGAAAAAAGCGAUUUUAAAUCAGUAUGCACAGAAUCUGAAAUUAUCCGAGGAGGUUGUUACUGAAAUAGUUAAAACAGAAGCUUACUUUCCAUUGCUUUGUAAGCUUUUUUCGAGGGAGGCAAAGUACAAAGAAAAGGGGGUUGAUUUCUUUAAAAAUCCGUACAGAUUUAUUAAAAAGGAAUUAGAAAUUUGGAAGAAAACAGACAAGAAAAGAUUUUGCUCACUUAUCUUGAUAGUAGCGUUCAAAAACAAUUUGAAAAUCGAUACUAUUGUAAAAAGUGAUAUUUCUUUAAUGAAAUUUAAGGACAUUUUAGGAAUGUGUGAGAUACAAGAAAAUACACAUAUUUCAGUCAUUCGUAGUACUCUCCAUGAACUGAAAGGAUCUUACGUCAAAUGUGUCGGACAUGUUUUCCAAUUCCUUCACGACUUUAUUAUGGAGAUAACAACUCUGGUGUUUGGUGUUGAUUGUCCACAGGAGACAAUACAGUACGCGGACAGUAGCUUUCUGAGACGUCGAGUGAAGAUAGAAGACGAUACAGAAGAGGAAGAUCGCGAUCCCUUCACUGUUUACCUUCCUGUAGAGUACAUUGAUGAUCUUGUCGACAGGUUUAUUACUGACAUACAAACAAAGCAUAUUAUAGAUGUUCUACUCAAUCCGUGUUUAAGGAAAGAGAGUUUGAUUAAUUCUUUUAAGGAAAAAUUGAAUUCGCUCGAAAAACUUCUUGUGAAAAUUAAAUGUGAAAAAGACAGAUCGAAAUUUCAAACAUUAUUUGAAAGAUCGUUUUUCACACGACUUGAUUUCCUUUAUUCAUUUGAAAGUGAAAUAUGUCCUUUAGUCGGACUUAUUGUAUUCUGUCAUUCUGACAUUUCUUCAUUUUACAUAAAAAGUAUCCCUGAAACAAAGUUGAAAGAACAUCACAUUUUCUCUGCUAAAUGUGCUAAUGGCGAUUUAAACCUACUAAAUUCUCUCAGCGAAGAAUAUAAAAAAGCAGCAAUGAUGGAAAGAUGGGAUGACUUGUUUCCAAUUCAUAUAGCUUCGGUUUUUCAUAAUUUUUCAAUAAUAGAGGAAUUAAUAAGACUUGGUGCUGACGUGAACAAGUUUACAACUAGUGACAUAUGUACUCCGUUAUUCCUUGCUGCUGCAAAUGACGAAGAUCAUAUUAAAGAGGCCGGAAUCGAUAUACAAACUGGAGAAAGACGUAAUAAUAGAAUUAUUUGCUUAUUGAACAACGGCGAUAAAGCCUAUUUAUGUGAUAAUGAGAAUGGAGACAGAACUCUUUGCAUGGCUUGUUAUAGAGGACGUAAUACCACGGUACAACUGCUACUGGACAACGGCGCCGACAUCAAGUUAUGUGAUAAUGAUGGAUGCAGUCCUCUUUGUAUAGCUUGUCUCAAAGGACAUGAUAGUACGGUUCAAUUGUUACUGGACAACAGUGCCGAUAUCAACUUAUGUGAUGAUGAUGGAAUCAGUCCUCUUUAUAUAGCUUGUCUCAAUGGACAUGAUAGCACGGUACAGCUGUUACUGAACAACGGUGCCGAUAUCAAUUUAUGCAAAAAGAAUGGGACCAGUCCUCUUAUAAGAGCUUGUCAAAAUGGACAUGAUAGCACGGUACAACUGUUACUGAACAAUGGUGCCGACAUCAAUAUAUGUAUAAAUGAUGGAGACAGUCCUCUUUAUAUAGCUUGUUAUGAUGGACAUGAUAGCACGGUACAACUGUUACUGAACAACGGUGCAGACAUCAAUUUAUGUGAUAAUCAUGGAGUCAGUCCUCUUUAUAUAGCUUGUGAAAAUGGACAUGAUAGCACGGUACAAUUGUUACUGAACAACGGUACCGACAUCAAUUUAUGUCAGAAAAAUGGAGCCAGUCCUCUUCAUGUAGCUUGUGAAAAUGGACAUGAUAGCACGGUACAACUGUUAGUGAACAACGGUGCCGACAUCAAUUUAGGUAAGAGUGAUGGAGCCAGUCCUCUUUAUAUAGCCUGUCAAAAUGGACAUGAUAGCACGUUACAACUGUUACUGAACAACGGUGCCGACAUCAAUUUAUGUAACAAGAAUGGAUUCAGUCCUCUACAUAGAGCUUGUCUCAAAGGACAUGAUAGCACGGUACAACUGUUACUGAACAACGGUGCCGACAUCAAUUUAGGUGAGAGUGAUGGAGCCAGUCCUCUUCAUAUAGCUUGUUAUGAUGGACAUGAUAGCACGGUACAACUGUUACUGAACAACGGUGCAAACAUCAAUUUAUGUAACAAGAAUGGAUUCAGUCCUCUACAUAGAGCUUGUCUCAAAGGACAUGAUAGCACGGUACAACUGUUACUGAACAACGGUACCGACAUCAAUUUAUGUAACAAGAAUGGAGUCAGUCCUCUUUAUAUAGCUUGUCUCAAAGGACAUGAUAGCACGGUACAACUGUUACUGAACAACGGUGCCGACAUCAAUUUAUGUGAUAGUGAUGGAGACAGUCCUCUUUAUAUAGCUUGUCAUCAAGGACAUGAUAACACGGUACAACUGUUACUGAACAACGGUGCCGAUAUCAAUUUAUGCAAAAAGAACGGGACCAGUCCUCUUUAUAUAGCUUGUCAAAAUGGACAUGAUAGCAUGGUACAACUGUUACUGAACAACGGUGCCGACAUUAAUUUAUGUGAUGGUGAUGGAGCCAGUCCUCUUUAUAUAGCUUGUUAUGAUGGACAUCAUAGCACGGUACAAUUUUUACUGAACAACAAUGCCGACAUCAAUUUAUGUGAGAAGAAUGGAGCCAGUCCUCUUUAUAUAGCCUGUCAAAAUGGACAUAAUAGCACGAUACAAAUGUUACUGAACAACGGUGCCGACAUCAAUUUAUUUAAGAGUGAUGGAGCCAGUCCUCUUUAUAUAGCCUGUCAAAAUGGACAUAAUAGCACGAUACAACUGUUACUGAACAACGGUGCCGACAUCAAUUUAUGUGAGAAGAAUGGAGCAUGUCCUGUUUAUAUAGCUUGUUUUGAUGGACAUGAUAACACGGUACAAGUUUUACUGAACAAUGGUGCCAACAUCAAUUUAUGUAAAAAGAAUGGAGCCAUUCCUCUUUAUAUAGCUUGUCAAAAUGGACAUGAUAGCACAGUACAACUGUUACUGAACAACGGUGCUGACAUCAAUUUAUGUCACAAGAAUGGAGUCAGCCCUCUUUAUAUAGCUUGUCAAAAUGGACAUGAUAACACUGUACAACUGUUACUGAACAAAGGUGCAGACAUCAAUUUAUGUGAUAAUGAUGGAUUCAGUCCUCUUUAUAUAACAUGUGAAAAUGGACAUGAUAGCAUUGUACAACUGUUACUGAACAAUGGUGCCAACAUCAAUUCAUGUGAUGAAGAUGAAUUUAGUCCUCUUUAUAUCGCUUGUCAAAAUAAACAUGAUAGAACGGUACAACUGUUGCUGAACAACGGUGCCGACAUCAACUUAUAUUCCAAAUCGGAUCUUGAUCUCUCUUGAUAGCUUACAUGCUGACAUUUAUUUAUGUGAUAAAGGUCGAAGCAGUAGUCUUUGGAGAGCUUUUAAAAACUCACAUUGCUGAACCAUCGAACUUCUUUUAAAUUCAGGUUCUGUUGUAAAUUUUUGCAAUAAAAGAAACUGCAGUCUACUGUACAUAGCAUGUUCCAAUGGUCAGCAUGGUUAAACUUUUUAACGAAGGAACUAGUCCACUCUACAUAGCCUGUGAAAAUGGAUAUUACAGCACGGUCCAAUUAUUAUUGAUAAAUUAUACUUGCUUUAAUUUAUGCAAUAAAGACAAUAAGAGUCCAUUGUACAUAUCAUACUUAUAUGGUCAUGACAGUAUCACUGAACUUUCACUACAGUAUGGUGCUCAGUUUUUAUUCUGACGAUGGAUGCAGUGGUUUUUCAAUACCAAGUGCGUUCACAUUAGUUCUGAGAUAUGGAGCAAACGUUGAUUUGGACUUUUAUUAUAGCUUGCAAAAGAAAUUAAGCGUGAUGCUUUCACAAGGAAUUUACCGCAUUUAUUCAAAUAAUUUCACGUGGGAAGAAGAAAACACUUGCAGUGGCCUUCAGUUCGGUAUUCCAUUGUAUCAAAGACGUAUUAUCAACUACCAAUAGAUACUUUUAUUCACACAUUUUCUGUAUGUCGUCUCGCCAUAUCCUAGUGAACUUAAGAUAGAAGCCCCCAAAGAAUCUUCCAAUUCUCUUCAUAUCGGGAUUAAUCCUAAAACUCUGUUUUUGGCAUUUUUAGCAAAUAUAAAAUUUCAUUAGAGCUAAUUUUGCCAGACAUGUUUUGUACCAAGUGUUUUUGUACUUAAUUUGACAAAAGAACGUUCCCUUUGUAUACCGGAUCACUACAUAGUUUUCAGGUCAAGUGUGGCGGAUCAAAAGGGGAUCUUUACUUCUCUGUGGUAUCUGAUUCUAUCCCUGGAGUUCCUGGUGGUCAGUGUUUUAUAUUCUGUUCACAGAUUAAUAGCGUUUUUAAAACAUUGUGAACAUUGAACUUUUUAAAAUUAUUGUUAAAUUUAAGUGAUUACCGUAAAUCGACAUUUUGUCUGUGACAAUGUAUUUAUUACGA
This is a messenger RNA of Saccostrea cuccullata (small rock oyster), 5701 nucleotides long. RefSeq names its product serine/threonine-protein phosphatase 6 regulatory ankyrin repeat subunit B-like. The transcript has 2 exons. The record is from RefSeq and is a predicted model, not a curated record. Gene Ontology annotation, molecular function: protein binding. Bases 34 to 4623 code for a protein of 1529 amino acids. Lineage: Eukaryota; Metazoa; Mollusca; Bivalvia; Ostreida; Ostreidae.